AUGGAGCUCGCCGCCGGAGGCUCCGGCUUCCUCAUGGACUCGCUGCUCUCCCCCAGGCCGCCCUCCGGGCUCCUCUCCCCGGCGGAGCCCACGGAGCGCAGCGGGGGCUCGGAGCCUCCUCCCCAGCAGGAGCCUCCUCCUCCGCAGCCCCGCUCCAUCUGCGCCUCCUUCCUAAUCCGAGACAUCCUGGCGGACCGCCGCUCCGGUUCUGACCCGGGACAGCCAGAACCACGAGCCGAGCCGAUCCGAACCGGACCGGACGGAACCAGCGGAGACAAAGAGGCCGGGUCGGGUCGGACCAAGAAGGCCCGGAAGGCCCGGACAGCGUUCAGCGAGGCCCAGCUGUCCAAACUGGAGAGAAGCUUCCAGAACCAGAAGUACUUGAGUGUCCAGGACCGUAUGGACCUGGCUGCAUCCCUGCAACUCAGUGACACCCAGGUCAAGACCUGGUACCAGAACCGCAGGACCAAGUGGAAACGUCAGUCAGCUGCAGGUUUGGACCUUCUGUUCCUGCCGCAUCACUUCCUGUGCUGUCCUGCCCCACCCACACUGGACCACUUCCUGUACAGAGGCCACGCCCACCACCCCACAGUCGUGCCCCUGGUUCUGACCCACACGGACCUCAGCUGA
This is a messenger RNA of Nematolebias whitei (Rio pearlfish), 630 nucleotides long. RefSeq names its product BarH-like homeobox 1a (gene barhl1a). Bases 1 to 630 code for a protein of 209 amino acids. Gene Ontology annotation, cellular component: nucleus. The transcript is spliced from 3 exons. The record is from RefSeq and is a predicted model, not a curated record. Gene Ontology annotation, molecular function: DNA-binding transcription factor activity, RNA polymerase II-specific; RNA polymerase II cis-regulatory region sequence-specific DNA binding. Gene Ontology annotation, biological process: cell differentiation; regulation of transcription by RNA polymerase II. Lineage: Eukaryota; Metazoa; Chordata; Actinopteri; Cyprinodontiformes; Rivulidae.